CGGGGGGCUCAGUGCCGGUGCUCCCGCUGCCCCCGGUACUCCCGUCGCUCCCGGUGCUCUGCUCUCCACCGCCGCCGCCGCCCCAAGCCUCGCCGCUGUCCCACCGCCACCAUGGAGGCCAUCAAGAAGAAGAUGCAGAUGCUGAAAUUGGACAAGGAGAAUGCCAUCGAUCGCGCCGAGCAAGCAGAGGCCGACAAGAAGCAGGCAGAGGACCGCUGCAAGCAGCUGGAGGAGGAACAGCAGGGCCUGCAGAAGAAACUGAAGGGCACGGAGGAUGAGGUGGAGAAGUACUCUGAGUCUGUCAAGGAGGCCCAGGAGAAGCUGGAGCAGGCGGAGAAGAAAGCUACAGACGCUGAGGCUGAAGUGGCUUCUCUGAACCGCCGUAUCCAGCUGGUAGAGGAGGAGCUGGACCGAGCCCAGGAGCGCCUGGCCACUGCCCUGCAGAAGCUGGAGGAGGCUGAGAAGGCAGCUGAUGAGAGCGAGAGAGGCAUGAAGGUCAUCGAAAACAGAGCCAUGAAAGAUGAGGAGAAGAUGGAGCUCCAGGAAAUGCAGCUGAAGGAAGCGAAGCACAUAGCAGAGGAGGCUGACCGCAAAUAUGAGGAGGUUGCCCGCAAGCUGGUUGUCCUUGAGGGAGAGCUGGAGCGCUCGGAGGAGAGAGCCGAGGUGGCAGAGAGUAAAUGUGGUGACCUAGAGGAGGAGUUGAAAAUUGUCACCAACAACUUGAAGUCCCUGGAAGCCCAGGCUGAUAAGUAUUCCACCAAGGAGGACAAGUAUGAGGAGGAAAUCAAGCUUCUAGGUGAAAAACUGAAGGAGGCAGAGACCCGGGCGGAGUUUGCGGAGAGGUCUGUGGCGAAGCUGGAGAAAACCAUUGAUGAUCUAGAAGAGCGCUCCCGGCGGGAGGCCGAGAAAAACCGCAUUCUCACUAACGAGCUGCGGGUCAUUCUUAACGAACUUAACAACUGAGCCGCCCGGAGCUCCUGGCCCCAGCCCAGCCUCCCUGCCCCAGUCUGACCAAGGUGGCUAAGGGGUGCCAACCCCUGUCUGGUCCCUCUCAGGGAUAGGUGGGGUAUGGAGCCUUGGCUUAUCCCCUUGCGGGUAACCACCCUGCCUGGAGGGGACAGGGAGCCCUUCCGGAGCUGAUUGUUUUUCCUUAGGAGAAGAAUGAGGGGUUUUGUGAUGUCCUGGGAUGCCCAUGCGCUGAUGGUUGUUCCCUGGCAUCAGCCUUGUCCUGACAGGGAGGGAUGAGGUUUUUUGUAUCACUGCUUUCCUCCCCUGAUGCCAGGAGUUAAGUGGCCAGCCUCUUUCUCCUCACUCUAGUCACCGCAAACUGGGCAGGGAGGAUCUCCUCGAAGUGAGGUCUCAGCAGGGCGCUGGGAGGGCUGGGAUAGGAGCUAAGGAUCCAAUAGUACCUACCGACACAAAUUUGACGUAGGAGACAGCGAAGAGCCCAGCAGAGGGUGCUGGGAGAUGAGGCUGGGAGGGCAAAAUUCAUGUUUCAUUCCCUUCUCUGGAGCAGAGGAGGAUGGCAUCUGGAAACAAACACUGGAGGAGGCUGCCUUGACAGCAGGCUGCCUGGAAGGGCUUGUCCCUGCAGCUUCACUAUCUCUGCUCCUCUCUCUCUGCUGUCCUUUCUGAUCACCGUCCUGGGAUGCUGUCUCUCUCCUUUUCCUCAUGGAGCACCGCUGGGUCAUGCAGCAGUCACUGGCUCUCCUCUUUUGCUGGCCAAGGGUUUGUGCACCUGCCCACAGUCUGCCAGUGGUGAUGAUCAAGGGCAAGAUGUGCUGGUGGCUGGUCAAGGAAUGGUACUUGCCAGCAGCACCUGCACUGUGGAAGGCCUGGCCAUAGGCAACAGGGCACCAUAAAGGAUGGAGAUGCUGAAGAGUGGCAUGGGGACUACCUAACCAGUGACUAGCCUGGUUGGCCUGGCUGCCCUAUAAGGUUUUGGAGCAGCUGGGCUCAUCCCUGCCAGUGAUGGGGCUGUUUGUGCAGACUCUGCUCUGCAGGGAUGCUCAGUUGGAGGCUGCUGCCAUACUGAAACGUCCAUCUGUGUGCAUGUGUUUGUGCUUGUUGUGAUGUGCCUGGGUCUGGCUGCACCUGGGUACACUUGGGCUAUGUCUGUGUGUGGCUGGGUGUCCUUGUAU
Pogoniulus pusillus (Red-fronted tinkerbird) is the source of this 2141-nucleotide messenger RNA. It is a transcript of the gene TPM2, whose product is annotated as tropomyosin 2. Bases 112 to 963 code for a protein of 283 amino acids. Gene Ontology annotation, biological process: muscle contraction; actin filament organization. The record is from RefSeq and is a predicted model, not a curated record. Gene Ontology annotation, molecular function: actin filament binding. NCBI's taxonomy places the organism in Eukaryota, Metazoa, Chordata, Aves, Piciformes, Lybiidae. Gene Ontology annotation, cellular component: actin filament. The transcript has 9 exons.